Molecule: messenger RNA, 317 nt
Organism: Thamnophis sirtalis
Lineage: Eukaryota; Metazoa; Chordata; Lepidosauria; Squamata; Natricidae
Source: RefSeq, a predicted model, not a curated record
GAUAUGUUGAAGAACACCACCAAAGGCCACCCAGAUAGGCUGCCUCUACAGAUGGCUCUCACGGAACUUGAAACGCUGGCGGAGAAACUAAACGAAAGGAAAAGGGAUGCAGAUCAGCGCUGUGAAAUAAAACAGAUAGCCAAAGCCAUGAAUGAGCGUUAUCUGAACAAGUUACUCAGCUGUGGCAACCGGUACCUGAUCCGAAGUGAUGAUAUGCUCGAAACGGUUUAUACGGACAAAGGGGAGAUCAUGAAAACCAAGGAACGGCGCCUCUUUAUGUUAAACGAUGUUCUCAUGUGUGCCACUGUGCAUAUUCG